CCUGAGACACUAUUACAACAACUUUAUCCUGGUGCCAUCUAAGUUUGGUGUGCUAGAAUUUUUUCGGGGCUCUCAAGCACUACGAGCUUCGGUCUUCUUUCGAUCAUUGUCUGCCAGGUGAUGUGAUUAGACAGCGGAGCUCUCCAUUCUAUAUCCUCUGCUUUCGCCUUUUCCUUGAAGUUUUCCUUGGCUACUGGCAGCGCCGGCGAUAAAGUUGAUUUGUCACUCUCAAGCUGCGAUUGAGAGCAUCAUUUUAGGUUCUGGGCUAGAGAAGUGAGCGUAGACGUGUGGGUUAUAAAUUUUUUGCGUUUCCAUGAAAUCCUGCGGAUUGUCGCUGCCUACUGCUGGGGCUGCGUCCGGCGAUGAGGAAAAGAAAAUGGCGGCGGAAAAAGCGAGUGGCGAGAGCGAAGAGGGGUCCCUCAGUCUGACAGUAGAGGAGACCGAGUCGCUUGCUGGAUUGGACAGUCGGCUCUUCGGAUUUCUCAGCCUUCGCGAAGACGUCAGCAGAACCAAGACGCUGUUGGGCAAGGUAUGGGAAAUGCGCGCGGCCGAAUUUGUCAAUAGUUCUUUAGGCCUGAGCCUUGUAGGUUUCAGGCUUCGGUCCCGCGCUGCUUGUCCUUUUCUCAUUGUGGCAGCCAACAAUGGCUAA
Molecule: messenger RNA, 649 nt
Organism: Castor canadensis (American beaver)
Lineage: Eukaryota; Metazoa; Chordata; Mammalia; Rodentia; Castoridae
Source: RefSeq, a predicted model, not a curated record